This is a messenger RNA of Cavia porcellus (domestic guinea pig), 7841 nucleotides long. It is a transcript of the gene Camsap2, whose product is annotated as calmodulin regulated spectrin associated protein family member 2. Gene Ontology annotation, molecular function: spectrin binding; calmodulin binding; microtubule minus-end binding. NCBI's taxonomy places the organism in Eukaryota, Metazoa, Chordata, Mammalia, Rodentia, Caviidae. The coding region runs from base 783 to 5258 and encodes 1491 amino acids. Gene Ontology annotation, biological process: cytoplasmic microtubule organization; neuron projection development; negative regulation of microtubule depolymerization. Gene Ontology annotation, cellular component: microtubule minus-end. The record is from RefSeq and is a predicted model, not a curated record. The transcript has 18 exons.
AAAUUCAGGGGAAGGCAGGCUCCGAGAGUUUGAGAUUUGCGGCCUCUGCCAGGCCACCGCCUUUGCUGUCCGCAGGGAGGAAGAGCCGGGAGGCGACGGCGGCCGGAGGAGGAGAGGAGGCGGCCGCGACGUGAGGGGAGCGCAGAGGCGGGGACGGGCCGGCGGCGGCCUGGGCGCUGCAGUGAUUUUGACAUUUUACCCGGCUGGGUCCCCCGCGGCCGCCGGCCCUGCUGCGCUGGGUGGAUCACCCGGCCUCGCGCGCGCCCCGCGCCCUGCGCGACCCUCCGCCCACCCGCGCGAGGCCGCAGGGCGUCCCCGGCUCGGAGGCGAGGCGGGCGAGGGGAGGGAGACUGGGCGUGCGGGCAUCGCCAUGGCGGGGACAUUUUCCACAACGUGAUUGUUAAAGACUCCCCCCCCUCCCGCGCGCCUUAAAAUUCCGGGCCCUUCCAGCCUCCACCCUCCCCCAAGCCCGUGUGACUAAACCGAGACAAAGGGGAGGCGGCCUCGCUAACACGCGCGCUCGCGGGGCAGACGGACGGAGGGACAGACGGACGCGCGGACACGGCGCCGCCACAUUCCGGUGCCCGGGGGCAGCAGGUCCCGCGGGAGGCGGCGGGCUCGCGGCGCGCGCUGCUGAGCUGCUGCCCGCUCGGUCGGUCGGCGGGCGCCCUGCGGCCUCGCCCGGCCCCGAUGCUGGGAGCUCGCCUUUCUGGCCCUCCCCACGACGAGGCCGCAGCAUGUGAAGGUUAGAGCCUAGACAUCCCGAGGAGCCGCCGUGAAAGAUGGGGGAUGCUGCGGACCCCAGGGAGAUGAGAAAGACCUUCAUCGUGCCGGCCAUCAAGCCCUUCGACCACUACGAUUUCUCCAGGGCCAAAAUCGCCUGCAAUCUGGCCUGGCUGGUGGCCAAAGCCUUUGGGACAGAAAAUGUGCCGGAGGAACUUCGAGAACCAUUUUACACUGAUCAGUAUGACCAGGAACACAUCAAACCUCCCGUCGUUAAUUUGCUUCUAUCAGCAGAACUGUACUGUCGAGCUGGGAGCCUCAUUCUCAAAAGCGAUGCCGCCAAACCUCUUUUGGGCCACGAUGCUGUCAUCCAGGCUUUAGCACAGAAAGGUCUUUAUGUCACUGACCAAGAGAAAUUGGUUACUGAACGAGAUCUCCACAAGAAACCCAUACAAAUGAGUGCACAUUUGGCCAUGAUAGAUACCCUGAUGAUGGCUUACACUGUAGAAAUGGUCAGUGUAGAAAAAGUAAUUGCAUGUGCUCAACAGUAUUCAGCUUUUUUUCAAGCUACAGAUCUGCCCUAUGAUAUUGAGGAUGCUGUAAUGUAUUGGAUAAAUAAGGUAAAUGAACAUUUGAAAGACAUAAUUGAGCAAGAACAAAAAUUGAAAGAACAUCAUACAGUUGAAGCUCCAGGUGGUCAAAAGUCUCCUUCCAAAUGGUUCUGGAAACUGGUUCCAGCUCGUUAUAGGAAGGAACAAACAUUGCUUAAGCAGCUGCCUUGCAUUCCACUGGUAGAAAACUUGUUGAAGGAUGGUACAGAUGGCUGUGCACUAGCUGCCCUUAUUCAUUUUUACUGUCCUGGUGUUGUCAGAUUAGAAGAUAUUUGUUUGAAAGAAACUAUGUCUUUGGCUGAUAGCCUGUAUAAUCUGCAGCUGAUUCAAGAAUUUUGCCAAGAAUACUUGAACCAGUGUUGCCAUUUCACUCUGGAAGAUAUGCUCUAUGCUGCUUCAUCUAUAAAGAGUAACUAUUUGGUGUUCAUGGCAGAACUCUUCUGGUGGUUUGAAGUUGUGAAGCCGUCAUUCGUACAACCUCGCAUUGUUUGUCCACAAGGAGCUGAGCCUGUAAAAGCUUUUCCAUCAAUUCCUGUCUUGAAUGCGGCCAAAAGAAAUGUCUUGGACAGCUCAUGCAGUUCUGAUUUUACUUCAAGUGGGGAAGGAGCUGGAUUCACACAGUAUCAUCAUUUACCUUCUAGAUAUUCACAUCCUCAAGCCCAUUCUUCUACUUCAGUAGGAAUUAGAAGGUCUUCAUCUAUGUCUUAUGUUGAUGGCUUCAUAGGAACAUGGCCCAAAGAGAAAAGAUCAUCAGUGCAUGGUGUUUCAUUCGAUAUUUCUUUUGAUAAAGAAGACAGUGUACAGAGAUCCACUCCAAACCGAGGAAUCACACGUUCUAUUAGUAAUGAAGGGCUUACUCUGAACAACAAUCGUUUACCUAAACAUAUUAGGAAAAAUUUGUCCUUUAAGCCAGUAAAUGGAGAAGAAGAAGCAGAAAGCAUUGAAGAAGAACUUAAUGUUGACCCUCACAGUGACCUCAAAUCUUACUUGCCCUCAAAACGUAAUACAGAUGAACUAAAUUCUAAUGAGAAUAUGCAUUACAAGCUUCCAAAUGGAGCUUUACAAAAUAGAGUACUUCUAGAUGAGUUUGGCAAUCAGAUUGAAACACCAAGCAUUGAAGAGGCAUUACAAAUAAUUCAUGAUACUGAAAAAUCUCCCCGAACACCCCGGCCAGACCAGAUUGCUAAUGGCUUCUUUCUUCAUAGCCAAGAAAUGAGUAUCUUAAAUUCAAAUGUCAAGCUAAGUCAAUCUAGUCCUGAUAACAUAACUGAUACAAAAGGUGCCUUAAGUCCCAUAACUGAUACCACAGAAGUAGACACUGGAAUUCAUGUUCCUUCGGAAGACAUUCCUGAAACUAUGGAUGAAGACUCUUCUUUGAGAGAUUAUACUGUAAGCUUAGAUUCAGACAUGGAUGAUGCAUCUAAAUUUCUUCAGGAUUAUGAUAUAAGAACCAACAACCUCAGAGAAGCUUCAAGUCCUUGUCCAAGCACUAUAAGUACUAAGUCUCAGCCAGGUAGCAGUGCUUCUUCUAGUUCUGGGGUUAAGAUGACCAGCUUUGCUGAACAGAAAUUCAGGAAACUGAAUCAUACUGAUGGAAAAAGUAGUGGAAGCAGUUCUCAAAAAACUACUCCAGAGGGCUCUGAACUUAAUAUUCCUCAUGUGGUUGCUUGGGCACAAAUUCCAGAAGAAACAGGCCUUCCACAAGGACGGGACACAACACAGCUGUUGGCGUCUGAAAUGGUGCAUCUUAGAAUGAAGCUAGAAGAAAAGAGGCGUGCUAUAGAAGCCCAAAAAAAGAAAAUGGAAGCAGCUUUUACCAAACAGAGGCAGAAAAUGGGAAGGACAGCAUUCCUUACUGUAGUGAAAAAGAAAGGGGAUGGGAUUUCCCCUCUUCGAGAGGAAGCAGCUGGUGCAGAAGAUGAGAAGGUAUAUACUGAUCGAGCAAAAGAAAAGGAAUUCCAAAAAACUGAUGGACAAAGGAGCAAGUCUCUGGUAGACAUAAAAGAAAGUAUGGAGAAUCCUCCAACCAAAUGGCUGAAGUCUCCAACAACACCUGUUGAUUCUGAGAAGCAGUGGAACCUCGCAAGCCCCUCAGAAGAGAAUUUAAAUGAAGGAGAGAUUUUAGAAUAUACAAAAUCCAUUGAAAAGUUAAAUUCAUCCCUGCAUCUUCUACAACAAGAAAUGCAACGCUUGUCCCUUCAGCAGGAGAUGUUAAUGCAGAUGAGGGAGCAGCAGUCUUGGGUGAUUUCACCGCCGCAACCCUCUCCACAGAAACAGAUCCGAGAUUUUAAACCAUCCAGGCAGGCAGGCCUGUCAUCCACUGUUGCACCAUUCUCCUCAGACUCCCCUCGCCCAACUCACCCAUCUCCACAGUCUUCUAACAGAAAAAGCACAUCUUUUUCUGUUAAAAAUCAAAGGACUCCUAGGCCAAAUGAACUAAAAAUAACACCUUUGAAUAGAACCCUGACGCCCCCACGGUCUGUAGACAGUCUUCCUCGCUUAAGGAGAUUUUCACCAAGUCAAGUUCCCAUUCAGACUCGGUCAUUUGUAUGUUUUGGGGACGAUGGAGAACCUCAGUUAAAGGAAUCCAAGCUGAAAGAGGAGGCUAAGAAGGAGGACUUGGAAUGUAAAGGGGCUCUAGAACAGCAGGGACAUAAUCCUCAAGAAAAAGAGAUGAAACCUUUUGAGUCAACAGUUUCAGAAGUUCUGUCACAGCCUGUCACAGAGACUGUAUGUCUGACACCAGAGGACCAGUUGACUCAACCCACAGAACCACUUCCUAAACCCAUUUUUCCACCUGUCACUCCUAAAAAUGUUAAUCUGAUUGAAGUUUCCCUCUCAGAUUUGAAACCCCCUGAAAAGGCUGAUGUGUCUGUUGAAAAAUAUGAUGGAGAAAGUGAUAAAGAACAAUUUGAUGAUGACCAGAAAGUAUGCUGUGGAUUCUUUUUUAAGGAUGAUCAAAAAGCAGAGAAUGAUAUGGCAAUGAAACGAGCAGCUUUGAUGGAGAAACGAUUAAGAAGGGAGAAAGAAAGUCAGCUUCGGAAACAGCAGCUGGAAGCAGAAAUGGAGCAUAGGAAAGAGGAAACAAGGCGUAAAACUGAAGAAGAGCGUCAGAAAAAAGAAGAUGAAAAAGCACGCAGAGAAUUUAUUAGGCAAGAAUAUAUGAGGCGAAAACAACUGAAACUAAUGGAAGAUAUGGAUACAGUGAUUAAACCCCGUCCUCAGGUGGUAAAACAGAAAAAACAGCGGCCAAAGUCAAUUCACAGAGAUCAUAUCGAGUCCCCAAAGACCCCAGUCAAAGGUCCUCCAGUCUCUAGCCUUUCUUUGGCAUCGCUGAACACAGGUGAUACUGAGAGUGUUCAUUCAGGCAAGAGAACACCAAGAUCAGAGUCUGUAGAAGGUUUCUUGUCUCCAAGUCGCUGUGGCAGUCGAAAUGGAGAAAAAGACUGGGAAAAUGCAUCUACAACUUCUUCCGUGGCUUCUGGGACGGAAUAUACAGGACCAAAACUCUACAAAGAACCCAGUGCAAAGUCCAAUAAGCACAUAAUACAAAAUGCUUUAGCCCAUUGCUGUCUGGCCGGAAAAGUAAAUGAAGGUCAGAAGAAAAAAAUCCUGGAGGAAAUGGAGAAAUCAGAUGCCAACAACUUCUUAAUCUUGUUCCGGGAUUCAGGCUGCCAAUUCAGGUCGUUGUAUACUUAUUGCCCAGAAACUGAAGAAAUCAAUAAACUGACUGGGAUAGGCCCUAAAUCUAUCACUAAAAAAAUGAUUGAGGGACUUUACAAAUAUAAUUCUGACAGGAAACAGUUCAGCCACAUACCUGCUAAGACUUUAUCUGCCAGUGUUGACGCAAUUACCAUUCAUAGCCAUUUAUGGCAGACCAAAAGACCAGUAACACCCAAAAAACUUGUACCUACUAAGGCAUAGGAGUUGGGAAAUACUUGCUUCAGAACAUUCAUGGUAAAUUUGCACUUCAUCUUUCCUGCCUGUAGAAAAGCUUUCUAAUUGCCAACAAGACUUUUUAAUUAAAACUGGACAUUAACUCUGUUGUCAUGAACAACUGGAAUGUAAACCAUUGUAUUUUGGAUUGCAGAAGAGUCUCAUUUAGGUGGUAAGUCCAAGUGAUGAAAGGAAGUGUUUGAUUCCCGAAUGGAGAUCUAUAUGUUACUGAAUUCAUCUGCUUGAUACUAUAUAAGUGAAGUCUUGGAUUCUCAUGAUCAGAAAGGAAUAGAUGUUGAAAUAUGGCUAGGAUUACAAAUUAUGUGUUGUAUUGGUUGCUUUUUUUUUAUCUUUUACUGUACAUGUUUGUCCUCAGAUCGUUUGUUUUGUUCCCUUUCUCUCCUGAGGGUUUAUUCUAAGAUACUUUUAUAUUUUGUUUUAUGUAGAGAUCAUGAAAGUAGGAAAUAUACCUUCAGAAAUAAUUUGCACCUUUUUUACAAUGUUGAGAAACACUAGUGUUACAUUUUACAAUAAUCUUCAUGUUUUAAAGGUAUUAGAGCAUUUGCAAAAUUAUUCUAAGUAUUUACCAUUCUGUAUUUAUUAUUCACACAAGUAUUAAUAUUUCUCUAUUAAGAGGUGUUGUAAAGAGCUGCUAGUAGGUUUGCUUUAAACUGUAUGAACUUAACCAAGAAUAUGUUAUAAGAAUUUGCUGAUUAAAUCAGUGCUGUUUUUACACCACUUCUGGCCAACUCAGAAUAAUUUAGAUUGUUCUUUUAACAGAAAAGGCUUUCUAUCUCUUUUAAAGUAAGUCACUUUAUAAGCUGGCAGAAGUAAAUGACACUUUGAGAGUAGUCUUUCAGUCUGAAGAUGUAAGAUUUCCUGAAGCAAAUUCUCAGGAGAUCUUUACAUUAUAUUUAUAACUGACACAAAAAUUAUAUUUAGAAUUUUUAAACAUGUACAAAGGGCUACAUUUUAAUUUUAAAAUAGCUCCAUGUUAUUUUACUUAUAUUGAGUUUUUCUUCUUUUUAAUCCUUUUCAAGUGGAACGGCUUAAGUUAAGGACACACUUGAAGUCUCCUCUACAUGAUCUUUGUUCUUUAACAGUGUAUACCAGAGGGUUAGCUGAGGAAAAACUUCAUUCUCAGGAAAAGACUUGAAUGAUUAUGUGACCCUGUUAUGUUUCAGUGUUGUGACAACUGUGUAAACUAGGGGGGGAAGACAGUAUUGUAUCAUAAAUGAGAUGCGUAGUUUGUUUUCUUUAAUGGGAAGUAGAAAUGAAAAUACAUUUCUCUAAUUGAGCUGUUUAGAGAGAGAACUAAUGUCUCAUAUGAUGUAUUUACUUAUUUAAAAAAAAUAGGAAUGAGAUGUCCCUGAGCUGUACUUUUCUAUUAUAAGGCCUUUAGGCAUCAGUGCAUCUGGUUUACCAACAUUUUCUCAAAUGCUGUCAAUAUUUUACUGUAAUUUAUGUUCUUAUAUUUAUGUAUAUUUGUUAAAACUGUAAAAACUUUCACAGAUUUUUUUUCCAAUACCUGUGCAAGAUAUAUGUGUAGCUCAAAACUAUCUGUGAUCUGCUGUUCGCAUGUGAGAGACCAGGAUAUGUAACUCUUAUAUUUUAAGUGUAUACAUAUUAUGUAUAUAAUAUAUAAAUAUGAAAAUGGGGAAUUAUACAUCUUACCUUUCAAAUAACAAUUUUUAUCACAGAAAGGAUCAUCAAAUAUGUUUAGAUUCUCCUAGUUUAUAAUAAGUAUAAGUAAAUUAAUCCGAAAGCAAGUAAUAGUCAAAGGAAAAAUUUAGGCAUUUUACAUUACUAAAUUCUUUCCAGUUAAAUUUCCCUUACCAAGGCAAUUGUCUUGAUAUUACCUGGUAAUUAAAUUUUAAAAAUUGGAUGUAAGACAAUGGAAGAGCUAUUGAACCCUAAACAAAACUAACCUUUAUUCUUAUAUUUGUGUUCAGCAAUUAAAUUGAAAUCUGUAAGGUCUAAAGGUACAAUGUGACUAUUACCACAAAGCUCAUUGCUCUCAGUAUAAUAUUUUACUUUAUUAAUGCAGAAGGAAUACGAGAUAUUCUUUAAGUCUGCAGAGUUUUUAUUUUGGUGCAGCUUUUUAAAAAUUAUGUUUUAAAAUUACACAAAAGAAAAAAACAUCCCAUUUCAUAACGUUUGGGGAUUUUUUUCAACCUUACUGAAAUGCACUGGUGCUUUCAUUAUUGAAGGUCAAGUUAUAAUUAUUCAAUCAAAUUUGCCAAACACUUGUCAUGGAUAUCAGUGUAGCCUGUCAAAUUCAGCUGUUUGACAUGGCUUUGGAAAGCUUUUAAUUCCUCUUGGUUUUUCAGUUUUGUUUAGAAUGACUGUUACAGUUUUUAUUUGGCUGUUUAAAGCCAAAGUUAGCUCUUAAUUCUGACUUCAUGGACACUGUUGGGCAAUGUACAGUGUAUGGUAUGCGUACCUGUCCACUUUAGAGCAUUGCUUACAGGUUUUUUAAAAGAUGCUGUGCUGUAAAAUAUUGUCAUAUUUGCUAUUUCCUGAAACAGUGUAGUUUUUCCCCUUUCAUUUGAAUAAAAGCAUGGCACCAAA